AUGUCUACUAGGAAGCGUCAGCUGCUGAAGAUUAUCAUCCUCGGUGACAGCGGCGUCGGCAAGACGUCGUUGAUGCACCAGUACGUGAGCCACCGCUUCGACAGCCGUUACAAGGCCACCAUCGGCGCGGACUUCCUCACGAAAGAUGUGGAGAUCAACGGGCGCGUGGUGACUCUGCAAAUCUGGGACACCGCCGGCCAAGAGCGCUUUCAGUCCCUCGGCUCCGCCUUCUACCGCGGUGCAGACGCGUGCAUUUUGGUCUUCGACGUGACCCAGCAGGAGUCCUUUGCGCACGUCGGGUCGUGGUUGGAGGAGUUCAGCAUUCAGGCCGGGCGUCGCGACAGCGUACUGGUGGGCAACAAAACCGACCUCGAAGACCGCCGCCAGGUGGCGAGCAAGACGGCGCAGGCGUGGUGUGCGAAGCAGAACGCGGAGGCCUCCAGCAACAACGACACCACCGGCUUCGAGGCGGGUGAGGGGGCAACGCCGCAGAUCAAGUAUUUCGAGUCGUCGGCGAAGGAGAGCGCCGGGGUGGAGGAGGCGUUUGUCGCGGUGGCGCAGCUGGCCUUGGCGAAGAAGGCGACAGUGGAAGACGCCGCACCGAUGCCGCAGACAGUGAACUUGACCCAGCCACAGACCGAGCCGGCAGCCAGCUCUUCUGCAUGCAGCUGUUAA
Molecule: messenger RNA, 675 nt
Organism: Leptomonas pyrrhocoris
Lineage: Eukaryota; Euglenozoa; Kinetoplastea; Trypanosomatida; Trypanosomatidae
Product: putative mitochondrial rab7 GTP binding protein
Exons: 1
Coding region: 1-675 (224 amino acids)
Molecular function (GO): GTPase activity; GTP binding
Source: RefSeq, a predicted model, not a curated record